Molecule: messenger RNA, 1320 nt
Organism: Vicia faba (fava bean)
Lineage: Eukaryota; Viridiplantae; Streptophyta; Magnoliopsida; Fabales; Fabaceae
Source: the annotation of a GenBank genome assembly
AUGGGUGGUGGUUCCAUUGUUUCUUCUUCUAAUGGUAUACAUGAAGAUUUUCCCUUUUCCAGUGAUGAUAAUCUGAGCCUGGAGGAUGAAGAUAAUGGAUUGGAUUUUCAACAAGUUGGUGUGGAAAGUGGAAACACUUCUUGUGCUGAUUUGGUAGUCAGUGAGAGGAAGAAGAGAAUUGGUAUCAACCAGGAAAUGUUGCAAAGUUUCAAUGAAUUGAAGAUUGAUACUGAGACUUUGAAAAAAGGGAAGAAAAAAAUAUUGAGCUAUAGGCCUGGAACAUGGAUUUGGAAGUCCAGGGGCUUAAAGGUGUGUGAUUAUGAUGUACCAGAGACAACAUGCCUCAUAUUAGUUGGUCCAAGUAGAUCUGGGAAAAGUAGUCUCAUAAAUAGAAUCUCCAAGGUGUUUGAUGACGACAAGUUCGCACCCGCAAGAGCACAAGUAUCAUAUAACUCACUUAUAGGGGGUGGAACAUACUUCCUCCAUGAGUAUAUGAUUCCAAGAAACACAAAUUCUAUCUGUCUGUAUGAUACACCUAGUUUGACGGAUAAUUCUCAUGAGAAUAACAAAAUGCUGAAGAAUUGGAUGACCAAAGGUGUUCGUCAUGGAGAGCUUGUAUUCAGGAGUACAGAAAAUCAGAGACUGAGUGAAGGUUUGAAGUGCAAAGAUGACAAGAAAGGUUUCGUUUCCAGUAAGAGUAGAAAAGUUAAUUCUGUAAUAUAUGUCCUUAAUGGUCUUUCGAUUCUGAAUGCGAUGAAGAAUGCUGGGGGUGCUUUGGAGGCUCGGUAUAUUAAAACAGUUGUUUCUAACUUCAAUUGCCCAUUCCUGUCAUUUAAAGAUGACAAACCUGUGCUUGUUUUUACUCACGGAGAUCUCCUAUCUCUCUCUGACCGUGCUCGUGUUCGAGCAUAUUUGGGGGAGCUAUUGGGAGUUCCGCCAACAACACAGAUUUUUGACAUACCAGACUGUGAUGGCCCUGUGACAGAAUCUUCCAUAAUUGGAAUGUUAAGACAUACUCUUGAGCAUGCUGAUAGAAAUUUUCCUCAGAAACCCAAUGUUAUGAAUAAGGUUUUUAAAAUAUCUGCAUUUCUAUUCAUGAUUUUGCUAAUACUAAGAAUAGAAUUUGCCAUUGGCUUGGCACAAAAUAAGUCCAUGCACCAGUAUCAUGCCUCUCAACCGCAAGCUUGUAGUAGUGAAGUUCAUGAGAUGCAUCCAAAUCUGAAAGUUUCUAAAAAGAAACCCAAGAUUGAGCGUCCGAAAAUGGAAGUUCAUGAAAAGGAACCCAAGAUAGAGUGGCAUAAAAUUCGACACAUAUGGUAA